Trichoderma breve is the source of this 915-nucleotide messenger RNA. RefSeq names its product nmrA-like family domain-containing protein. Lineage: Eukaryota; Fungi; Ascomycota; Sordariomycetes; Hypocreales; Hypocreaceae. The coding region runs from base 1 to 915 and encodes 304 amino acids. The transcript has 3 exons. Gene Ontology annotation, molecular function: oxidoreductase activity. The record is from RefSeq and is a predicted model, not a curated record.
AUGGCCGAUGUAAUCCAGAACGUUAUUGUAGUCGGAGUCGGUGGUACCAUUGGCCCUACUUUCCUUGCCAAACUUCGGACUGCAGGCUUCAAUGUUUCAAUCCUUGCUCGUGAGGCUUCCAAGGCUACCUAUCCCACCGAUAUUACUGUCCAUCGGACAGAUCUUAGUCAUUCAUCCCUUGUGAAGGCUUUUCAUGGUAUUGAUGCCGUCGUCUCUGCUGUCGCAACUUUCAACGUCCCUGAUCAAUUCGCUAUGAUCGAUGCCGCGGUUGAGGCGAAAGUGAAACGCUUCCUGCCGAGCGAAUAUGGUGGCGAUGCCUCGUUGCCUGAUCUCGAGAAUAUUGCUCCAUUUGCCGUCCAGAAACAAAAGGUUGUUGAGUACCUUGAAACAAAAGAAUCGCAGGGCCUUUCUUGGACUGCCAUCAGUGUCGGAGCCUUCUUUGAUUAUCUUUUCGGGUAUGGUUAUGGCCUGAUGGGCUUUCAUUUCGACGAGCCAAAAGUUCAGCUAUUCGACAAGGGCGUAAGACCUCUCGACGCCACCACUAUGAAUCAAGUCGGCCUAGCAGUCGCUGCAACCCUUGAACAUCUUGAGGAGACAAAGAAUAAGCGGAUAUACGUCAACUCGUUCUCCGUUUCGCAGAGUCAAAUUGUCGACGCCUUUGAGAAACUUUCAGGCAAAACGUUUGAGAGAACUGAAGGAAGCACUAAGGAGUUGAUUGCAGCUGGCAAGGCGCAUAUAGAAGAGGGAAACUGGGAUCUUGGAUAUCCGGAAUCAGUCACAGCGGCACUUUACUCAGACACAGGCUUUGGCUACUCUUCAGGACGCGCUUCUGAAUGGAACAAGAUUUUAGGUCUGCCUGAAGAGAGCCUAGAUGUAUGUGCCAAGGAACUUUUGCAAAGCAAAGGUUGGAUUUAG